UAAAAUUCUUGCCAAAUGGAAAAAGAAAAGUACCCCACUGACAAUAUUGAUGCCAUCAAGCUGACUAAUGAGACGAGGUUUGAUAAAGACUUAGUCACAAUUCCUGAUGCCAAUUAUGAUGACAUCGAUUACGUAUUCAUACCAGAAGGACUUGUCAAAACAAGAGUGGAGAAGCUAGCAGAGAAAAUAUUCCUUGAUUACUGUGGAAAGAGAGACUCUCCUCUUAGAGUUUUUGUGAUUAUGAAUGGAGCUUUCCAGUUCUACACAGACCUGCUGUACUAUAUCAAGAAGUUCCAACAGUAUAACCCUCAUAAGUUCUCAUUCGAAACCGAUUUUGUAAAGAUUAAGGGUUACGUCAACACUGAAACCCGUCUUGGAGAGAUAGAUCCUUCCUGUAUCACCGAGGAGAUGGUCAAAGAUCAGGAUAUCUUAAUCGUAGAGGACAUCUUUGACUCUGGGACUCUUAUGAGUAAACUCCUAAAGCUUAUCAACUCCCAUAACCCUAGCAGCGUAGAAGCUGCUGUACUUAUGCAUAAAGAGAACCCUAAAAAUUUGAAACAUAACUUUGUGGCCAAGUACACAGGUUUCUGUAUUCCUGCUGAUAAGUUCAUUAUUGGAUAUGGCAUGGACUACAACGAGUAUUUCAGGGAUCUCCCACAUGUCUGCAUUAUUACUAAGAAGGCAAUAGAAAGAUAUGAAAUUGUAGAAUAGGGCUAGCAAGCAUUAUGUAA
This is a messenger RNA of Moneuplotes crassus, 731 nucleotides long. Lineage: Eukaryota; Ciliophora; Spirotrichea; Euplotida; Euplotidae. The record is from the annotation of a GenBank genome assembly.